AUGGGCGAGCAACUUGUAUGGGCCUGCAAGAAUGGAGAUCUUGAUCAAGUGAAAGAUAUCAUGGAGAAACCGGUGAGAAAAACUGAGCAAGUGAACAAUAAUACUUCGUUGUCUAUGCUUGUGGGUGUGAUGUCCGAUUCCAAAUGGUCCCAAUUUCUUGCUUUGGCUGGUGUGCAAAACGUCAAAGCUUUCUAGAAAAUGCUACGCAUUGAAAACAGUAUUGAUCUGAAAAUAAGUAUCUUCCGGUGAAUCUCACCCUCUACAUCUGGGCAAUUUGUGAAAUUUUUGUAGAAAAUUGUAAUGUGCAAGGUUUGCUAGGCUUUCGGAUUAUUGCAGAUUAUUGCCGUCUUGUUUUGCUUCUCGAAUUUCGCAAGGUUUCUUGAUCUCUAUAGUUACGUAUUCGAUUCCUUUAAAACACUACAACUGGUUCUAAGGGAACUUGCUACAAUUGUAGGGACGUAGUUUCAGUUUUGUAUACGUUCUGGAGCUUUUGUUAGAAAUUUAGACAUCAAUCUUGUCUGGAUACAGUACCAUUAAACAUGUAUGCAAAUGUUUUUUGGUAACGAAACUAACAUGUGCAUCGCUUGUACUUGAACCACGUAAAGUAUUUAUUGAAGCAAAGUUAUCUUUGAUCAGAAUGUGCCAUUAGUUACAAAUAUCUUAACACCUUAAGCAAUGCGAUUCGAAGACAAGGAGUUCAGACUGCUUUCAGAAUUUUUUACUUUCAGUAUUAUUACAUUGAAGUUUAUUGGUGUAUGUAAUGUGACUUCAAAGCCACGUCGCAUAUUGUUUAAUUAUUUACAAUCUUCUAUGAGCUGGAGUGUUUUUUAAACAUAACUUUCUGAAGGAUAGACAAAUUGUUUGGAUGUGAAGGUAACAUUUUUUGUUUAUGUUGUGAAAUGUCCUAGGCAGAAAUUGUACACAAGCUCUGAUAAGAUAAAUGAAUACAAUACAACAAUUUAUGAACUAUGAACCCUAUUUGCAUAAACUGUUGUGACUGAAGUUUAAUUUUCAUAAAUAAAAAAAUUAAAUGAUUUGAAAAUGAAAUUUUACAAAACAGAAACAAAUCUACACAGUUGCCAGAUUAUAAGGAGUUUGGAUAAAAUGGCUUUUGUACAUAAGCCACAGCCCGAGAGAUGAAAAAUGUGCAUCUAGGUACAUCAGUGGCACUGCUUACAAUGGAAAUUGCAAUUGUUUGGGUGUAAAGGGUUUACUAAGCCUGCAUUGUAGUACAAAUGAAAUAGCUAAUGCGAAAGAAAAAUCAAAAGUCAUGAAAACCCUUGACUAUAAUUUGCUUUGUACAACUGUGUCAAAUUAUCCCAAAACCCAUAUGAAGAGACAAAGCUUUGAGAACACUAAAAUUUCCACAUCACUUUCAAGAAACACAGACAUUUUUCCUGAUAUAGACAACUCUCCAAUACAUACACAUGCUAAUGUAAUAUAGACAGUUUCCUCCAUGUCAACUAAAUUCUUAGAUUUUUUCUCUGAAAGAAAGCCUCCAUAUUACUCCCCUUGCUGCUUCACAGUUUGCUCAGGUGCUCCCCAACAAAACCGCCAGCUAUGCUUACAAGUUAUUACAACCUUGCAUGAAAAAUUGCCUAUUUAUUCCACAAAAAAUCCGCAAGGAUGGUUGAGUAAAUGCUUCAGUAGUGUCUAUUUUAUUAUAAAACAGGUAUGGGGUUUAAAUAUUCAUAAUACCUUUAUAUUUAAGGGUUUUGAUGUGAAUGCAGAAAUACUGAAUGGAAGAAGUGGGAUACAUUUUGCUGCAGAUUAUGGACAAAGUAAUGUAAUUGAGUAUCUUAUUUCGAAAGGAGCAGACAUAAAUGUGAGUUUUCCUAUCAAUUUUGUUACUCUCAGUCUUACAAAAGCCUGUUUAAGUAAAGGGUCAGUUCUGAAUUAAAAAAAUUUACCCUUUACACCCUAACAUCCAUAUGCAAGUUCUCCAUACUGUUCUUUAUACAUUUCCUAUGGUGUUUGCAAGGAGAAGUUGUCUAACAAUCAAGAGCUUCUUGAGUUUCUGAUGAUUUCCCUUAUUCUCAUGAACUUAAUGUUUGAUUUAGAGGUGCUACUGUUGGGAGAAAUUAGAUGCUUAUCACUCUGAGGAGUUAGAGGGUUAAACAGUUGUGAAGUAUUGGAUAUUAUCCAAUGACAGUGUAUUAAAAAAGCAUCUGUUGGUUACUCAUCAACUCUGCACUGAUCAUGUUGCACUCAUUUCUUAUUCUGUAAUAUCACUUUUAGUUCCCUUUCAACCUGAGAACCUGCCUUUGUCAUAAUUCACCCACCCUCUUCACCCAUGAGCUGCAUUAGGGGAGAAAUGGCCUUCAUUUUACCUUCCCCUUGAUGCAGCUUUGCUUGCUCUGGCAAACUAUAAGGAUGAUUUUGUAUGCAUUUGUAUGAUUGCUGUUAUUUAGUGCUUAGGGUUAUGUUGAAGAGUUGGUAGAGUUCAAUUUGGGUCUCUUAUCAUACAUUCAAGUGAAAAGAUCCUGGAUUACUUAUCCUGAACAACAGUGUAUUUUAGGUAGCUUUUUCCAUGAGUCAUAUGAACUAAUGGUAUUGCUUUUCUGUAUCAAAGCGUGCAGACAAAUAUGGAAUCACUCCUCUCUUAGCAAGUAUAUAUGAAAGUAACACAGACUGCGUCAAGUUACUACUUGAAAAGGUAAGAGAACUCUGCAAGGGCAAGAGUUUCCUCUUGUAAUCAAUGCAUCCAAAAACCAAGAUUGAUGAGGGCCAUUAAUCAUAUUUACACAACCCACUGACAAAAUAUUCUAAUCAACAAUGAAAAGGAGGGUUGGCCUCAAAAAUUUGUAUUUAGAGCAAUUUUCAAUUAAAUAUUGAAAGUAUUCCAGAAUUGCUUUGGUUUUACUUAACUUCACUUCGUGAUUGAUCCAGAAAACUUGUGCCACUCUUUCAACCAAUCGCCAAAAAGCAAUGAAACCUUGGUCCGUUCAAAUUUUCCCAUGCAUCAAGUAGUUUGCUUGUUUUUGUGGCCACAUUUGGAUGCAAUAUCACCUUAGAGUGCUGACAGCAUCUCAAGAGAUAAUCAUAAAAUUUUCUUUCACCUUGCCCAAUAUUAUGAGCUUCAUUACAAUUCAAUUCUACAGUUAUGACCCACUGUGCAUUUUUCAAUACAGGGUGCUGAUAAGACUUUGAAGGCUCCAGAUGGUAGCUCCUAUAUUGAAUGUGCAGAGAUAGAUGAGAUUAAAAGUCUUCUCAUGUAG
Molecule: messenger RNA, 3218 nt
Organism: Pocillopora meandrina
Lineage: Eukaryota; Metazoa; Cnidaria; Anthozoa; Scleractinia; Pocilloporidae
Source: the annotation of a GenBank genome assembly